Molecule: messenger RNA, 1203 nt
Organism: Pleurotus ostreatus (oyster mushroom)
Lineage: Eukaryota; Fungi; Basidiomycota; Agaricomycetes; Agaricales; Pleurotaceae
Exons: 4
Coding region: 1-1203 (400 amino acids)
Source: RefSeq, a predicted model, not a curated record
AUGAACAUAUUCUAUCACUGCUCAGGCUCAUCCGCGGCGAGGACAACUAAAGGGCGCGAUGUUAUCAAAGGGCGUUUGGUAACUAUUGAUCCCAGCCAACCUGUGGUUUACUUGGGUUCUCAGAACGUGUUUGGUGGAGAAGUGAUGGUUGGGAACGGCAUGGCGUCCCACGAUCAGAAAUAUAUCCUGUGUUACUUCUACAUCGGCGGUGAGCUCAACCAGCUGGGAAACGUAACAACAGAGUCCGGCCAACUCUACGUUGAACGUUUGACGCCAGCCAGAGUAACACAACCGUUGCCAAUAUUGUUCAUCCAUGGCCGUGGCAUGACCGGAACCAACUUCUUGAACACUCCUGACGGCCGGCUGGGUUGGGCUGACCAUUUCAUGAGUCGAGGCUUUCAAGUUUAUAUCGUAGACCAAACUGAGCGAGGAAGGUCCUCAUGGAUCAAUGGUAUUGAUGGAGUUCAGGAUGCUCCGGAUACAUUUACCAUUGAAUCUCGCUUUACGGCCACGCAGAGGUUCAAUAUUUGGCCUCAGGCUUCCUUGCACACACAAUGGCCUGGAAAUGGAAGCGUUGGUGACCCAACAUUCGACAACUUCUUCGCGUCUGUAAUGCCAAGCCUCGUAUCAGAAGCCGAGUCUUCAGAGAGGAUGAGGGCAGCAGGCUCCCAGCUUUUGGAUGAUAUUGGACCUGUCAUCCUUCUCACUCAUUCUCAAGCUGGGCAGUAUGGCUGGAUCCUUGGUGACGCACGCCCUUCCCAAGUAAAAGCUAUCGUAGCCCUCGAACCCAUUGGACCUCCCUUCCAGAAUGCAAUCUUCACAUUGGAUCCUGCGAGACCAUUCGGGGUGACUGAAAUUCCGUUGACCUUUUCACCGCCUAUCUCAUCGGCUAGUGACCUUCGGCCGGUGGUGGUGGAGACAGAGGCCAACUUCACUUGCUUCGAACAAGCGCGUCCUGCAAGGAAGCUCAGCAACCUCGCCAAGGUCCCCGUCUUGGUCAUCACGUCACAAUCCAGUUAUCACGCAGUAUAUGAUGAAUGCAGUGUGCAUUUUCUACAGCAGGCCGGCGUUCAUGUUCGACAUGUACCCUUGGAGAGUGUGGGCAUCAUGGGCAAUGGGCAUAUGAUGUUCCUCGAAAAGAAUAAUUUGCAGAUUGCAGAUAAAGUUAUUCUAAAUUGGAUACAGCACAGCGUCAGCGUUUGA